UUUUUUUCUUUUUUCUUUUCUUUUUUUUUGAAAGAUAAAGCUUCUUUUUUUCCCUCUAUUACCUUUUUUUUUUUUAUUGAACACCACUUAAACUAUGGACCCUAUUCGAGCAAUGCGAAAACAAGUUUGUAAAGAACUUCAAGGUUCUGUCACUAUCAUUGGUAAGUUCGAGUGAAUUUAAAAAGAAAAAAAGAAAGAAUUGAAACUUAUCGCUUUUAUUUUGACAUGACAAAGUACUUGGAGCCUCUGGCGACCUUGCAAAGAAAAAGACAUAUCCUGCCUUGUUUCGACUUUAUCGCAAUGGUUUCCUUCCUGAAAACACAUUUAUUGUAGGUUAUGCUCGGUCGAAAAUGACUCAUGAAGAGUACCUGGACAGAGUCACUCAUUAUAUUAAGUUGGAACGCGAAGACGAUCAAGCAUUGUUGACCAAGUUCAAGACACUUCUUCAUUAUCAGGCUGGUAGUUAUGACCAAGAUGAAGCAUAUCAAUCAUUGGACAAGUUUAUCAAGGAGAACGCAGAAAGUACCAUGUCACCUGGUCAACGCAACCGUGUGUUCUAUAUGGCUUUACCUCCUUCAGUAUUUGUUCCUGUGGCUCGUGGGUUGAGACGUAAUGCUUAUGCUACAGAUGGUGUCAAUCGUAUUGUUGUGGAAAAACCUUUUGGCAAGGAUUUGGCUUCUUCUACUGCGUUAGCCAAGGAUUUGGCUCAAUUGUUUGCUGAAAAAGAAAUCUUCCGUAUUGAUCAUUAUCUUGGCAAAGAAAUGGUAAAAAACAUGAUGACAGUUCGAUUCGCCAAUAUCUUUUUCUCACAUAUCUGGAAUCGGAUGUAUAUUGACAAUGUACAAAUCACAUUCAAAGAACCUUUUGGAACGGAAGGACGUGGUGGCUACUUUGAUGAAUUUGGUAUUAUUCGUGAUGUGAUGCAAAAUCAUUUAUUACAGAUCUUAUCCUUGAUUGCUAUGGAACGACCCAUCUCGACUGAUGCAGAGGCUAUUCGUGAUGAAAAGGUCAAGGUACUCAAGUGCAUCCCUACUAUUGAUGUACGUGAUACACUGUUGGGACAAUAUACAAGGAAUGGCGACAAACCUGGAUAUUUGGAGGACACAACUUUGACCAAUAAGGACAGCUUGACACCGACUUUUGCAGCACUUGUACUCUGGAUUCAAAACGAACGAUGGGAAGGUGUACCAUUUAUUCUCAAGGCAGGUAAAGCUUUGGAUGCAGCCAAGGUAGAGGUGCGUAUUCAGUUUCGCCAUGUGGCUGGUAAUCUAUACAAGAACGCUGCUCGCAAUGAACUAGUGAUCCGUGUCCAACCUGAUGAAGCAGUCUACAUGAAAUUCAAUAACAAACUCCCAGGACUUUCUUAUCAAACCAGUCAAACCGAUUUGGAUCUUACCUAUGGCAACCGCUAUGUCGAUCUAUCUAUCCCUGAUGCCUAUGAAUCUCUGCUAUUGGAUGUCUUGAGGAACGAUCAUUCGAACUUUGUGCGUGAUGAUGAACUAGAUGCGGCCUGGCGGAUCUUUACUCCUCUACUUCACAAGAUUGAUCAACAUGAUGCCGAUAUCAAGAUCGCUACUUACAAGUAUGGUUCCAGAGGUCCGGAUGCUCUCGAUGGUUUUGUUAAGCAUUAUGGUUAUGAUCGCUCUCAUGCGCAUUAUGAUUGGCCCGUCCAAAGUGUUUUACCCAAAACGGACUAGAUCAUUUAUUAUUAUUAUUUUUUUAUCCACCCUGGUAUAGAUAAGAUUUAGUUAGUAUGCUUUGAUUGGUUCCUUUUUUUUUUUUUUUUUGGUAUGC
This is a messenger RNA of Halteromyces radiatus, 1794 nucleotides long. Its product is annotated as glucose-6-phosphate dehydrogenase. The coding region runs from base 351 to 1697 and encodes 448 amino acids. NCBI's taxonomy places the organism in Eukaryota, Fungi, Mucoromycota, Mucoromycetes, Mucorales, Cunninghamellaceae. The transcript is spliced from 2 exons. Gene Ontology annotation, cellular component: cytosol. The record is from RefSeq and is a predicted model, not a curated record. Gene Ontology annotation, biological process: pentose-phosphate shunt, oxidative branch; glucose metabolic process. Gene Ontology annotation, molecular function: glucose-6-phosphate dehydrogenase activity; NADP binding.